Molecule: messenger RNA, 1639 nt
Organism: Juglans microcarpa x Juglans regia
Lineage: Eukaryota; Viridiplantae; Streptophyta; Magnoliopsida; Fagales; Juglandaceae
Product: protein gar2
Exons: 4
Coding region: 102-1376 (424 amino acids)
Molecular function (GO): zinc ion binding; RNA binding
Source: RefSeq, a predicted model, not a curated record
CAGAAACGGGAGUUUCACGACUACUGUGGAACAGAGGGAAAGAAAAAGUUGAAACCCAAACUGUGUUAGCGCAAGCCGCCAUUGUUGGUAGUAUUGGGAGGAUGGUUUUAUCGAACAAGAAGCUGAAGCAGAAACUAAGAGCCGAAUUAACCGAGUCCCUAGCAAAAUCCGUGGCCAUAACCGACCCACACAGUGAUUCCCGGUUAGAAUUAGACCCGAAUACACAGCCACAAGUGUCUCUCAAAGAGCUUCUGGACUCGGCGAGCCAGAAACCUAGAUUAUCGAAGCGAGAGAAACGCAGAAAAACCCUUCCUUUGCAGGGAACUGAGGCUGUGAAAAGGAGCAGCAGCAGUAGCAUUGGUAACUCGGAAGAGAAUAAGGACGAUGAGGAAGAGAAGGAAGGUGGGUCAGAGGGUUUAGGUGAGAAGAAGAAUAAGAAGAAGGAGAAGAGGAAGAGAGAGGAGGUGGAGGAAGUAAAAGAUGGAGAUGUGAAGGAGGCCAAGCAAUCGAAGAAUAAGAAGAAGAAGAAAAAGAAAAAGAAGACGAAGAGGGCUAAGAAUGAGGAAGAGAACAAAGGUGCUGAGGUUGGAAGUGAAGCGCAACGAGUCACAGAUACAAAUAGUAACGGCGAUAGUCAAGCACACGAGGAGGUCACUCCAAAAGUCUAUGUUGGAGGUAUUCCAUAUUACUCGACUGAGGAUGAUAUCCGUAGCUAUUUUGAAGGCUGCGGUACAAUAACUGAAAUUGAUUGUAUGAAGUUUCCUGAAACUGGGAAAUUCAGAGGAAUUUCCAUUAUUAGUUUCAAGACCGAAGCUGCAGCUAAACGAGCCUUGGCCCUUGAUGGGUCUGACAUGGGUGGACUGUAUCUGAAAAUCCAGCCAUACAAGGUAACUAGAGCCAAUAAAGCAUCUCAUUUUUCCCCAGAAAUAGUGGAGGGCUACAACAGAAUCUAUGUUGGGAAUUUGCCAUGGGACAUAACUGAGGAUGAUCUUAGGAAGCUUUUGUCAGACUGCAGCAUAUCAUCUAUACGUUUUGGUGCGGACAAGGAAACAGGGGAAUUUCGUGGCUAUGCCCAUGUUGAUUUCUCUGAUAGUAUGUCACUCACGAUGGCAUUAAAGUUGGAUCAGCAGAUUGUAUGCGGGAGACCUGUGAAGAUAAGUUGUGCAGUUCCUAAGAAAGGAGCGGGGACUGACUCAACUGAUACAAGAUCAGCGCCUGCAAGGCAAGAGACUGAGAAUCUGGAGAGUGCUGGAUCUAGUGCUACCAGUGGUAAGAUUAGGAGGAGGACAUGCUAUGAGUGUGGUGAAAAGGGCCAUCUAUCAUCAGCUUGUCCAAAGAAACAAAGUGCUGAUCCAACAAAUUCUGAGGCAAGCUAAGCAUGUAUAACAAUCUCCAGCUUUGUUUAGUAGUCAUGGCGAAUAGAUAGGUGAAAGAGUUUUUUCUUUUCAUUUUAUUUUGCUUGAAUGGCCUGAACAAUAGCUGGUGGUUGCUGUUACAGGUGGAUAUUCCUAAUUUUGAUCGAACUUACUCUUCUGGGAAGAGUUGAAAGAAUGAAAUAGCCCUGUAUUUCUUUCUUGUUUAUCAGGGAACCAUGUUAUACUAUAUCCUACAGAUAUGCAUAUAAUAGGUGUGGAUCUUA